AUGGCUGUUGAAGACCAGUUUACGGACUGGGUGAGGGAGUCCGUUGAGUGGUGGGGAGGUACUUGGGCAGAGUACUAUGGACUUGCAGCGUGGCAUUUGACUAAUUAUCUACGGCGAAAAAAGAAAAAUGAAAACGAAUCUACUUCAGCUUCGACUAGCCAAACACGCAACUCUACGGCGGUUGGUGCCGAAGAUAGUACUAGCGUAGGAUUCGACCCUAUCCGUGAUGUAUAA
Venustampulla echinocandica is the source of this 234-nucleotide messenger RNA. RefSeq lists its product as uncharacterized. The record is from RefSeq and is a predicted model, not a curated record. NCBI's taxonomy places the organism in Eukaryota, Fungi, Ascomycota, Leotiomycetes, Helotiales, Pleuroascaceae. The transcript has 2 exons. The coding region runs from base 1 to 234 and encodes 77 amino acids.